Molecule: messenger RNA, 5551 nt
Organism: Pelodiscus sinensis (Chinese soft-shelled turtle)
Lineage: Eukaryota; Metazoa; Chordata; Testudines; Trionychidae
Source: RefSeq, a predicted model, not a curated record
UUUCCCCAUUGGCCGGAUGGGGCCAUCCUUCCUGCUGUGGCUGCUGAUGUCAGACACACACUCAGACCGGAGCUGAGGCUGCUGCUGCAGAGACUCCUCAGUUCUGCCAGCUACAGCUCUCACACACACAGCUUUGGUGGGGAAAACCCAAGCCCCAGGAAGGAUCAAAGGUGUAUGUGUGGGGAAAUAUCAGGCAGCAGGUCCAGUCUGUUCCCCACAACUGCAGAACUGGUGCGUGCAUAAUAGCAGCUGUAUUACAGAGAGGAGGAGGGAGCCUUGUUUGUCAGCCUGGAAAGGAAACGUUAUAAAGCCUUUGUCUUGGAAGUAAGCAUCUCAUCCUCUGUGUUGCCACUGUUCCAAUGUGCUGCUGGUGGUGACUUUCAUAUUUUAGACUGAUUGUUUUGGGGGUUUUUUAUUUUGUUUUUGUUUUGAGGGGAUUUUUUGAUUGCUCCAGGCAUGUCUUGAUAUAGCUGAAAAGGAACUGUCAUUUUAAUACAUUUCCAGUGGAUGUCUUUGACUCUAAAGAUCGCAUUUGAUGUUUGAGACUUCUUUGUGUGUAUGUAUAUGUGUGAAAUUCACAUGAUCUCAGUUUGAAGGAGGAAGAACUGGAAGAAAGGAGCAGCUCUAUUGAUUUUUCUUCUUGUGGAUCAUUCCUUCUGGAUGGUAGUGUUGGGCUCUUUUGAACACAUUGUCAAGUACACACAGGACACGAGUCUUGAUUCAUUUUUCUGUUGUUGUGCUAUUGCCGUGAUCAGAGUGCAGAAAUAACUGCUCUUCUCCAGAUUUGCUGGUUUGCAUAAAGGCAGCAGAAAUAUGCUCUUGAAGGAGUACCGGAUCUGUAUGCCUUUGACAGUUGAAGAGUACAGAAUUGGACAGCUGUACAUGAUCAGUAAGCAUAGCCACGAGCAGAGUGAUCGAGGGGAGGGCGUGGAAGUCGUGCAGAACGAACCCUAUGAAGAUCCACAUCACGGCAAUGGUCAGCUCACAGAAAAACGGGUCUAUCUCAACAGCAAACUACCUAGCUGGGCCAGAGCAGUUGUUCCCAAAAUAUUUUACAUUACAGAGAAGGCUUGGAAUUAUUAUCCUUAUACAAUCACAGAAUACACGUGCUCAUUUUUGCCUAAAUUCUCCAUUCAUAUAGAAACAAAAUAUGAGGACAACAAAGGAAGCAAUGACAAUAUUUUUGACAACGAAGCCAAAGACCUUGAGCGAGAAGUCUGCUUCAUCGAUAUCGCCUGCGACGAAAUUUCUGAGCGCUAUUACAAAGAAUCGGAGGAUCCUAAAUAUUUCAAGUCAGAGAAGACUGGGAGAGGCCUAUUAAAAGAAGGCUGGAGAGAGACACACCAACCGAUCAUGUGCUCCUACAAACUGGUGACUGUGAAAUUUGAAGUCUGGGGACUUCAAACUAGAGUAGAACAAUUUGUACAUAAGGUGGUCAGAGAUAUAUUAAUGAUUGGUCACCGACAAGCUUUUGCAUGGGUUGAUGAGUGGUAUGACAUGACGAUGGAUGAAGUCCGAGAAUUUGAACGUGCAACUCAGGAAGCCACCAACCAGAAAAUUGGGAUUUUCCCACCUGCAAUAUCUAUCUCUAACAUUUCCCUGCCUUCAUCAACCCGUAGUGCUCCCUCUAGUGCUCCAUCCACUCCUCUAUCCUCAGAAGCUCCUGAAUUCCUAGCAGUUCCCAAAGACCGACCUCGGAAAAAAUCAGCUCCAGAAACCCUCACGCUUCCAGAUCCAGAGAAAAAAACACUUUAAAUUUAACCCAGCGUGUUUCCUUCUGACAAGCAAUGUCUGCCAGAACAAGAGUAACUUUACAUUUACAAAGCUCGUAGUGGUGGUUUGUUUGGUUUUUUUAAUGGUUUUACCAAGCUAGAAAGAUGAUUUCUUUACUCAGACUUGUUCCUUAAAACCCUAAAAUAAGUGCAUGCGAAAGAACAUAGUUCAUAUAUUCUGAUUCCCAAAGUAAAGUUCAAAGCCAUAGGGCACAUGCUAUUAAUGUGAAUUUAAGUAGUCUGAGAAUAGCCUGCAAUUGUGAAAUGCUGUAGGUAGUUAUUAAAGCUGGCAAGGAUUUCUGAAGGGAACUAGUGUCAAUUUAGGUGUAGGGUUAAUUUUAAAAAGGCAAAAGUCUAAUUUUCUCCUCCUAUAUUGGAAUUUCUAAAAGUUUUUCUACUCUCAGGCUUAUUAUGUCUAAUCCUAAAUCUUUGAACUGCUACACAUUGAUACUUGAACACCAACAGCAAUGAUUCAAAUUCAGAUGUUGCUUAAUAUGACUCAGGAUUUGGGGCCUAGCUAACACAAACUUUACACUUUUUAAAACUAAAUAACCAAUGCACCAAGGCUCCAAUUGUAAUUAGUAAUACUGACUUUAAGGCCAUUGAACUAUUUGUACCUUGCACAGAAUUUAUAAAAGAUUCCACCCAUUUCUUGUUUAUAGUGUAUUUUACUAGUUCUCCCCUAUCCUCUUGUGAUCUCUCAAGUGCGUGCUGGUAUUUGUGACUCCUGCUUCAACUAUAAAAAAAGGUGGAAACACAGAGCAGCUAAAUAGUUUAAAGAGUCCAAAUAAUGCAAAAGCCUUCUCCCAGUGAAGCUGUCAUCAUAACACUCCUGUCAUUCAUCCACUGAGCUCUUGGCUAGUUACAAUGAAACCAGCUUUAAGGGUCUGAUCCAAAUCUCAUUGCAGCAAGUGGAAAGAUUCCCAUUGCUUUCAUGGGCUUUGACUCAGGUCAUAAAUAACCACGAGGGAGUGUAUACAAUCUGGAGCUUAAUAAGGGAGGUAUUCUUCUAAAGGUGGGGAAGAAAUUCAUUUGGGCAUACUUUCUGGUGUUUUGCUAGACACAGAAUAGUUGUUCAUUGAGCAUAGAUAGUGAAUAACUAGGCCACAAUGCUUUGGAACAGCACUUGGGAGUAAAUAUCCCGAAAAGAAACAUUUUUUUAUAGGUCCACCCCUGGAAAGUUCUUUCAAGAUCUUCAGCCAUGACCUUUGCUGUGCUCUGAUGGGUUAUAUGUUCAGAUUCAGUUUCUGAUCCCAGUCUCAGUUUCUUGCUUCAUGGGCUAACAGGAUAAUAAUGUUGUAGAGACAGCACAGUCAGCCCUUGAACAAAAAGGAGUCAUUCAGCAGUUGCCGGUUUAGCCAAUUAAGGAGAAGAUUUGAUGAUUUCUAUCCUGUCCUCACUGGACGAAGGACUGUGAUAGGAGGCCUCAUAGGCAUUGAGGGGGGACAUACAGGGAGCCUCUGGGCUUCCUAAAAGAGGGAAAAGUCUUACCCUUACUCUGUCCCUUUCCUUUCAUGCUAAGUGCAGUCUACAGUAGCAGGAAGCAAGUCUCCGACUUUGUCAUUGGUCUCUAAAAGGGGAGAGAAAUGAAAGACGUGACUUACAAAAUAUAAAGGAGACUCCUGGCAACUCAGUUAUAUGUAAUAUGACAUGUGGGGAAGGGGAGUAACAUCCCUGGCCUGAUAAUGAAAUCAGUCAUAGGGGAGGGGAGAGUCAGAAAAUAGAUUUUUCUCCCAAAGCCAGGAGUUAAAAAAGAAAACCACCAGGGAAAUAGAGCCACUUCCUUCCUUUCUAAGAUUCUGCCUUAUGGAGAAAACUUUUCUACAGAUGUCCAGGCAUGGGGCACGUUGUUAACUUUCACAAUAGUUUAGUUCUCUGCAGUGCUACCAUUGUGUGUAGUCCUCUGUGACGCUAUUUAACUAAUAUCAUCAUCUAGCCCCGUUGUUGUAACAGACUUUAAAUGAGUCAUUUGAAAUGCCAGUGAAACGUGGAUAUUAUCUGAAUUACAUAGUCAUAUUGAGAUGGUGUCUUGUACUGUCAACUAUAAUGCACAUGGUGAAGAAAAGAAAUGGACCUCAAAGGGUCAAAGUAUUGCUGAACGGUGAAUUAGUUUGUGGAUAACGUUUCCCUGGGUGGAAUAUGUUUGUACCAUCUUCCGAGCAUGGCAGGAUGAUUUUUAUUUGUGGAAAAGUUUCACUGUUUUAAACCUUUUGACUGUCCAAAUUGCUCCAUGUCCAAUAGUAGAUGCUAAGGUGAAUGUCUGAUUUUGAUGGGCUAGUUUGACUAAUAGGAGAGGGAGGAGAAGAAUGACACUGAAAAUGUGUAUUUGAAAGUCCCAAGAGUAACAAAAUCCAGUAACUCUUUGUAGGUUAGCCUACAGUAUGACUUCAUCCAUUAUCUUAUAGAUUGUCCAUAGUUUUGGGGUGUCCUUGCAUCUCAAAGCCAGCAAUUACAUGUGCUUAGUAAAUUAACUGGUGAUUGAUACUUGUGUGGGUUUUAGCUAGUGUAAUACCACAAGUACCAAAUGCUAAAGUACCCUACAUCAUCUUAGGACUUUAAUUAACAGAUGUGUGUACUAAUUAAGUAUGCAUAAUUUCUGCAUGUAUACAAAUAAAUGUUGAUAUUCUUUUAUUUGGUUCUGAAUGUUUCACACAGAUCAUUAGGACAUAGCUUUACUCAUUUGUUUAUUUUUUUUUAGUGUCAAACGUUCCUAUCCUUGUGGAUAAGAUUAUUAUCAUAUGUAGGUUUGGGGAUCAGGCAUGUAUGAAAAUUAUUAGCAUAUUUUAAAGUGAUUCAAGUUAAAUAGCUGCAUGGUGGUAUUUAGGAAAGAGAAAAGCACUGACUGAGCAUGCAAUGGAAAAUAAUGAAUCCUUAAAGUUAAUACUAUGCCUCUGCAUGCGUUGCAAUGCUAUAACUCUGAACUCCAUUCACCAGUACUGUAUUACAGAAGUAUAAUGUUUACUAAAUGGACAACUAACUUUUCUAAUUCACUGCUAGCCAAAAUGGGGAUCAGUGUAAUCCACACUUGCCUUUAAUGUGGGUUUUGAUGGAGGCAAAUAGAAGGUCACUGCUUUGGACGAGAAGGCACCAUAAGAUACAUCGUGCUUUUCACAAACUACACAAGCAUUCUAUGCUGUGUUCUGCUCUGUUUUCUCCACAGUGUUUCUACCAUUAAAUACGCUCUCAAAAUAAUUUUUCAAUGUCAUAUCAUUUUCUUUUGUCAUGGCAGGAUUAUCUGUUUUCUACCAUGUUAUUUAUGUACGCACACACAAAAGCAGUCUAGAAUAUUUUUCUGACAACAUGUUUUGAGAAAACAUUUAUUUUCUUGUGGACUUGUGAAUGGAUUUUGUAAAAAUACCUUUUGUGGAAUUUUCAGACAUGUUUGUGGGGAGGCACAGGAAAUAGAGUACUUUGCACAUGUUGAUGACUUCUUUUGUAGAAAAAAUCAUUUGUAGUAGGCACAUUCUUAAGGUCUGAUGUAAUGCAGCAAAACUGAAGUUAUUUAAUAAUUCUGUAGCCUCCUUUUGCCCUGCUGCCACGACUGGAGAAUUACAUUAUAUAACCAUAGUGAGGCUCUACAAAAAAAAAACUAUCAAGAGCACAAUGAAGUUGAUAAAGUGACUGGCUUAUUUUUUUAAAAUCUUUCUCCCAUCUUGCUCCAACUUUUAUAUGUAAUUAUACCUUGCAGAAAGAUGCUCACACUUGAGGGCCCAAUCCUACAGUCCUGACACACAUAGAACACCUAGGCUACGUCUACACUACACUGGCGGGUUCUUGUG